Messenger RNA from Balaenoptera ricei (Rice's whale), 1559 nucleotides. RefSeq names its product 3-hydroxyisobutyryl-CoA hydrolase (gene HIBCH). NCBI's taxonomy places the organism in Eukaryota, Metazoa, Chordata, Mammalia, Artiodactyla, Balaenopteridae. The coding region runs from base 168 to 1328 and encodes 386 amino acids. The record is from RefSeq and is a predicted model, not a curated record. The transcript has 14 exons. Gene Ontology annotation, molecular function: 3-hydroxyisobutyryl-CoA hydrolase activity. Gene Ontology annotation, biological process: L-valine catabolic process. Gene Ontology annotation, cellular component: mitochondrion.
CGCCGCGCCGCGGUAAAGUCCUGCCCUAGGCCUCUCUGGCCCUCUGGAGGACUUGCCGUCUGUGUCCGGCGGCGCCGGGCGGCGGUGGGCGGGUCUGACGUGCGGCGUGAAGAGCCAAGCGAGGGGGCUGCCUGGUCCGGGCUGUUUUAGGCUCCAGUGUUUUGGCGAUGGGGCUGCGGGAGAUGUGGAGACUCAUGUCGAGGUUUAAUUCAUCCAAAAGGACUAAUAUCAUACUGCAGCAUUUGAGAAUGUCUAAGCACACAGAUGCAACAGCAGAAGUCCUAUUGGAAAGAAAAGGUUGUGCAGGAGUGAUAACACUAAACAGACCAAAGUUCCUAAAUGCACUGAAUCUUAGUAUGAUUCGGCAGAUUUAUCCACAGCUAAAGAAGUGGGAACAAGAUCCGGAAGCUUUCCUGAUCAUCAUAAAGGGAGCUGGUGGAAAGGCUUUCUGUGCUGGAGGUGAUAUCAGAGUGAUCUCAGAAGCUAGAAAGGCAAAUCAGAAGAUAGCUCAAGAUUUCUUCAGAGAAGAAUAUAUGCUGAACAAUGCUAUUGAUUCUUGCCAGAAACCAUAUAUUGCACUUAUUCAUGGAAUUACAAUGGGUGGGGGAGUUGGUCUCUCAGUUCAUGGGCAAUUCCGAGUGGCUACUGAAAAGUCUCUUUUUGCAAUGCCAGAAACAGCAAUAGGGCUAUUCCCUGAUGUGGGUGGAGGUUAUUUCUUGCCACGACUUCAAGGAAAACUUGGGUGCUUCCUUGCAUUAACAGGAUUCAGGCUGAAAGGAAGAGAUGUGUAUGCAGCAGGAAUUGCUACACACUUUGUAGAUUCUGAAAAGUUGGGCAUGUUAGAAGAAGAUUUGUUAGCCCUGAAAUCUCCUUCAAAAGAAAAUAUUGCAGAUGUCUUAGAAACUUACCAUGCAAAGUCCAAGAUUGAUCAAGACAAGUCUUUUAUACUUGAGGAACACAUGGACAAAAUAAACAGUUGGUUCUCAGCCAAUACUAUGGAACAGAUUAUUGAAAAUUUACAGCAAGAUGGUUCAUCUUUUGCCCUAGAGCAGUUGAAGGUAAUUAAUAAAAUGUCUCCAACAUCCCUAAAGAUCACACUAAGGCAACUCAUGGAGGGGUCUUCCAAGACCUUGCAGGAAGUAUUAACUAUGGAAUAUCGGCUGAGUCAAGCUUGUAUGAGAGGCCAUGACUUUCAUGAAGGUGUUAGGGCAGUUUUAAUAGAUAAAGACCAGAGUCCGAAGUGGAAACCAGCUGAUCUAAAAGAAGUUACUGAUGAAGCUUUGAAUAAUCACUUCAAAUCUCUGGGAAGUAAUGAUUUGAAAUUUUGAAGAGACUGGAUUUUUAAAGUAUUAUUUUGGAGCAGAGUUGGCAAACUAUGGCACAUGGGCCAAAGCCAACCUGCUGCCUUUUUUUUUUUUUUUUUUCAUAUAUCCCUCAGCUAAGAAUGGUUUCUGCAUUUUUAAAUGGCUGGAGAAAGAAAUCAAAGACCAAUAUUGCAUGGCAUGUGAAAAUUACAUGAAAUUCAAAUAUCAUUGUCCAUAAAUAAAACUUUAUUGGAA